AUGGUGUUCAACACUCGCAAUGCUUCCAGAGGUCUGCAACAGUGGAUGAAUGUAGAUCGGUUACUCGGCUCACUCAUAAUGAACAUGUACCAGAUGACCCCAGUUUGGCACCAACCUGGAUAUCAAUUCAUCUACUCUUCAGCAUCAGAAUCCAACAAGGCUUGGUUUGCUGUGACAGAGAGGAACGUUUACACGGGUUACAAGGAAUAUCCAUAUUUCCUUGUCCCUCUCCAGGACUCUGUUCCCUUCACCGUUCUCGACGAGUCUGACGUGGUACCCAACCAUGACUUGGCCCGACUAGGACAAUUUGGACCAUUUCUGUCACAAGAAGUCAUACAGAUCGAUUUGGGUGGUCUUAUGCUGGGAAGCAUGGUGUAUGUGCUUGCUAUUGAGGCAAGCACUAAGAACCAAGGAGGAGAACAAGAUUCAUACAAGCUGUUGUACAGCACAGACAUCUGCAAUACCGAAGAUAGAGUGACCUAUCGGCGACAAGACGGUAUGAUUGUGGUACGUAUAGUGACAUCGAUAUUCUAUUGCUUAUAA
Ylistrum balloti is the source of this 543-nucleotide messenger RNA. RefSeq lists its product as uncharacterized. The coding region runs from base 1 to 543 and encodes 180 amino acids. Lineage: Eukaryota; Metazoa; Mollusca; Bivalvia; Pectinida; Pectinidae. The record is from RefSeq and is a predicted model, not a curated record. The transcript has 4 exons.